Molecule: messenger RNA, 3312 nt
Organism: Monoraphidium neglectum
Lineage: Eukaryota; Viridiplantae; Chlorophyta; Chlorophyceae; Sphaeropleales; Selenastraceae
Exons: 7
Coding region: 1-3312 (1103 amino acids)
Source: RefSeq, a predicted model, not a curated record
AUGGAGGACACCCCCGCCGCGGCGCUGCGCGUGCCGGCCGCGCAGUGCGGGCAGCUGGUGGCUGCCGAGUGGCGGCGCGAGCAGGAGGGCGCGGCGGGCGGCGGCGCGCGGCCCGGGGGUUGGCAGUACACGACGCUCAAGGGGCUGGUUUCCGGCGACCCAGUGCUGGCGUUGGUGCACGAGGGCCCGGCUGUCUAUGUGCAGCUGGUGCCGGCGCGCCUCCUGGACGCCGCCACCGCCGCGCUGCUGUGCGCCGUCCACGCCACCUGGCCCCCUGGCUCCCCCUGCCACGCCCUCGCCGCGGCGAUCGUGACACGCUACAAGGGCCGCCUGUCUGGGUGUGCGCAGCACGUCCACCCCCAGGAAUUGAGGAAGCUGGGCCCCUGCAUCCCGGCGACCCAGGCGGGGCCGGCCGCGGGCUCGGUUGUCCGCAGGGAGUGGCAACGGCAGCGGCAGGUGGCCGGCAAGGCAGGCGGCAGCGCGGCCUCGGGGGCGGCAGGCACAGGGCCGAUCCCCAGCCUCAAGUCGCUGAUCGGUGCUGACGUCAUCUUGGAGAUCCGGCUCGGCGAUAAAGCUGGCGCCAUGUUUGUUGCCCUCAGCCCUGCCAAGCUCGUGGAAGCUGCGAGCUCCAAGCUCAUGUCUGCCAUCGCGGCCGUGUGGCCCGCGUCCCAUCGCAACCCCUCGGCGGCCGCCUGCCGCGUGGUGGCGGCGCGCAUCGCCGCUCGGCAGCGCGGCAAGGCGGAGGGGACGGCUAAGCUGUAUGCAGACGAAGGGCAUCACCAGUUUGGCGUGCUGGUGGCGCAAGCAGGCAUUGAUCUGCCAAAGCCUUCCAGCCUGCCGACCCUGGACCCGGCUUUCAGCAUUGUCGACGGCGCCAUUGCGCGCACCGCACGUAUCCUGCUGCUGGACGCAGCGGCGGUCGUGGAGCGGGCACCAGCGGCGCUAGCGGCGCGGCCGCUACCGGCGCCCAAGCCGCAGCCGCAGGAAGCGGAACCAGUGCAGCAACAGCAGCAGCAGCAGCAGCAGCAGCAGCAGCAGCAGCUACAAGGGCAAGCAUCACAACAGCAACACUUGAAGGUGCUGGCAACGCAAGAGCCUCGUCAGGAGGCGCAGCAGCGCCAGCCCUCGGCCAACAGCGUGGCGCCCGAGGCACUGGUGGCGCCGCCGCCCGCCGCCAGUGGCGGCAGCCAUGCCGACCGGGGAAAUCGCGGCGACUGGCCACACCCCAACAACGUGGCCCUGACGGCGAGCGGCCUCAUGCGCCCCUCCCGCUGGCGCCAGAACGCGAGCCACCACGUGUCCACCCUCUCCGCUGCCUGCGGGCGCUGCGGGUUCCGCGGCCACCGCACGCACUCGUGCGAGGUGCCCCAGUGCGGCGCCUGCGGGCGCUUUGGGCAUACAGACAGGGAGCACUCGACUGCGUGCAGCGCCUGCGGGGUGGGCGGCACAGAGACAGAGGAGCGCCGGCUGCGCAAUGCGCACGGUGAAAGGGAGUGCCCGUUCGGCUUCUGCCGCACCUGCGGCGUUCGCGGCCACUGGGCGGACGACAUGCACGACUUGCUAGGGCGCCGGAGUGCGGAAGCGUCUGGACACAAGGCAGAGGGCAGCACGCAGCUGCAGCAGCAGCAGCAGCAGCAGCAAGUGGGGCUUGACCAGCCGCCUGACGUGGGUCCAGCACCACAGCUGGCUCAGCAGUCACCACACCCAGGGCUGCAGCCUCCCCAUCAGCCGCUCCCCCCUUCGCUGGUGGGGCCGGGCCGCGCCCCGCCGCCGCUGGUCACGUCGCCGCCGUCGCAGGCGCAGGGGGCGCCGGCGCAGGCGGCGCCUGCGCGCGGCCAGCCGCCCGUGGCCCCUUCGCAGCAGCCGCUCCUUCAGACUUUACUGCUGCAGGCUCAGGCGUCCCGGCCGCGGCCAGCAGCCCCGGUGGGCCCCACGCCUAAUCCAGAGCAGCAGCCCGUGCUCGCGCCGCCGCCGCACCCGUGGCUGCUGCCCUCGUCGCAGCAGCCGACUGCGCCGUCCCUCAUCCGCCCGUCGGUACCACUGCAGCAGCCGCCACCGCCGCCGCCGCAGCAGCAGCAGCAGCAGCAGCAGCACCCACUGCAGCAGCAGCUGCAACAGCACCAGCAGCAGCACCAACACCUUGUGCAGCAGCAGCAGCAGCAGCAGCAGCAGCAGCCAGCUGCCUCGCCGUUUGGCCCAGACGACGGCCUGCCGGAGGGCGUCCCCGCCCUGGAGGCGGUCCAGACGCUGGUGGACAUGAUGUGGAGCCAGACCCCGGCCCUGGCCGAGGCCUUCAUGUCAGAGGAGCGCCUGGCGGCGCUGGGGGCGGCCAUCGUGGACCGCUAUGGCCCGCUCAUGACCGCGGUGCGGCUGCGGGACGAGGCGGGGUUCUUGGCGGUGCUCGACGGCCGCAGCGCCAGCGGCGGCGCUGCGGCGGCGCACGGGCAGCCGCAGGCCGAGGGACACACGAACGCACAAGCCCCGCCGCCGCAGCAGCAACAGCACCAGUACCCACACCAGCUGCAGUUCCAGCAGCAGCAGCAGCAGCAGCAGCAGCAGCAGCAGCGCCCAGUGGCGACGCUGCUGCCGCGGCCUGAGCCGCAGCCACAACACGUCCAAAAUGGUGGCAGCGGCGGCGCCGUUUGGGCGCCCGGCGCAGGCGACCUGCGGCGGCUCGUGGCCCUCUGCGGCGCCGUGUGGCCGCCGCACGAGAGCCCCCUGCAGCUGCUGAGGGGGCGGCUGGCGGAGCUGCUCCUGCUGGACGCGCUGGCGCUGGAGUCGCGGGGCGCGGCGGGCGCAGACGACAACGAUGACGACGGGGUCAUCCCCUUCUCCAUGCCUAUUGCGCGGGCAGGCGCCCUCCUGCUGAGCCACUGGCAGCAGGGCCAGCGGCUCUAUGAUGUGGCACGAGCCGGCGAGCCCUGGUCAAACCUGGCCGCUGAUGUCAUCGGGCCGGACCCCUACCUGCGCAUCGUGCCCGGCGGCGCCGGCGGCCCGGCGGGCGGGCCGCGCGUUUGGCUGGACACGGAGCGGCUCUCGCGCUGGGGCGCGUCCGCGCGGCUGCCGUCGUAUGCAGGCCUGCUGUCGCUACUCGACACCGCCCUGCCGGACCCCGACGGCCCCGGCCUGGCCUGCAACUGGCUCGCCAAGCUGCUGGCCGCGGCCGGCAACCCGGGGGUGUCCACCUGGCGCAACGCGGCCGCCAGGGCGUCACCCAAUGACGCGGCCUACUCCAUGCCCGCUGAGGAGUGCGGUGAGGGCCGCUGCCGGGCCGCGGCCGGAUCGGCUGCUCUGCAGAGCGUUGUGCAAUGA